Eucalyptus grandis is the source of this 727-nucleotide messenger RNA. RefSeq lists its product as uncharacterized. Lineage: Eukaryota; Viridiplantae; Streptophyta; Magnoliopsida; Myrtales; Myrtaceae. The coding region runs from base 84 to 479 and encodes 131 amino acids. The record is from RefSeq and is a predicted model, not a curated record. The transcript is spliced from 4 exons.
CAGUUCGAGCAGAGGAGAGAGAGCGUCAGAGUUUGCUAGGUCUACAGGAGAGAGAGCAGAGGAGGACGCCGAGCAAGUAUUGAAUGUCUGACGCCAUUUCUCGCCACGUGUCGACUUCUGAGUGGUCUUACUCUUCGCCUUUCUCGCCAAGUUCUAUAAAGCAGGAGACCUUGCUCCUCCUCCGAUUUUCAAGGCCUUCUUGUUUCCCAAUGACUGUCCAUUCUCUAGUCCAGAAAGGAAAUCCGCAGGCAGUUUCGUUGUUUCCUUUUGAGUGCUUUAGCUAUCCACUCGACCAGAAGGCUCGGGAAGAAUGCGAGUCUCAUCUUUCAAUGUAUGAAGAAUGCAAGGGCGGGAAAUUUCUGCUCAAGGAGCGGAGGUGCCGCAAACUAAAAGAAGUUUGGAACAAUUGCUACAGUUCGAAAUUGAAACAACUAAUGGAGGAAACCAAGAAGGGAAAGGCCCAGCCAAACGUUGAGUGACGCACAGAUUUUACCUCUUGUGUAUGUGGGAAUCAAGAAAUUGUAUGCUCAUGCCAUCUUGAGAUAGACUUUUGGGUUUCCUUGGAAGAUUUUCAUGGGCAUAUGUUGUCUGAACUUUGGUGAUGCAUGUAUAUCAUCCGGUUGCAGCAAACCGGACCUAUGGAACUCAGAAUGUGUAUUAACUAGAUCUAGCCUAAAAAAUUAAUCAGGUGCAUCCUGAAAAUAAAAGGGCUUAUGUUUUCUUUGUC